Eleginops maclovinus (Patagonian blennie) is the source of this 2014-nucleotide messenger RNA. It is a transcript of the gene r3hdml, whose product is annotated as R3H domain containing-like. Lineage: Eukaryota; Metazoa; Chordata; Actinopteri; Perciformes; Eleginopidae. Bases 697 to 1494 code for a protein of 265 amino acids. The transcript has 8 exons. The record is from RefSeq and is a predicted model, not a curated record.
ACCAGCCACCCUUACCCUGACAUCUCGAACCUGUAGCUGCCAUUAGAUGACAUCCACAUCGGCCUCAGCUAGCUAAUGAACCCAAACUACGUUAGCAAACAUGCUAAAUGUACUGCUACACAUCAGGAUGUUAGCUAUGUUAGCAUGCUACUGUUUUGCAGAAGCAUCGAGCUCAAGGCACUGCUGAAACAUGGAUUUUGUUUCUCCACUGAGUGAAAUAACAUUUGUAACUGAAAACAAUUACAAUUUAAUCAAACUUUUUUAAGAGUCAAGGUAUUUUGUUAUAAAUACUCUACAUGUCCAAUUUCUCCCAGUAUAAAUGAUCUUUUCUUGCUUAAUCAACUUUAAGACCUGACAAGAUGACAGCGAACAAUUUUGCAUCUCAUGUCUCGGUUCUCUGUGUGUCUGAGCGCUCAGUAAUCCCUCUGACCUCAGCUUCAGAGCCAGGUGGUGCAGUGUACCUUGGCAGUGUCCUCGGUCUCUUGUUGGAGUACAUUACUCAUGGCGGAGGAUCUGUGAGUCUUCCUGGAAGCAGCUGGAGAAAGAGACAGUGUGUACGUUUGGGAAAGAAGAAGAAGAAGAGCCAGGCGUUUUUUUAGCGCUGAGUUAAAACUCUCUGCCACACAAGACAAACGGGGCUUGUUUGCAAAGACUCGUUGAAGAGAGGAUCUCUCCGCUCUGUGAAAAGAGCCACAGAUGAAGAGUCGUGCAGAGAGGAGGUGCAGCUUCAACCUCCCCCUCUUCCUCCCCCGCAGGCCUGAGAUGGCUGCAGCUUGUGUUCAGCUGCUCUUGGCUGCCUCCCUGUGGAGGACGCCUCACACGGAUGCUGCUGCUGCUGCGGCUGCUGCUCCUCUCAAUUUGAGCAGAGCUGCAGCUGAGACCCAGUCUGACUUCAGGAUGCUCGGUGUAGCUGUGAGCAGACGCAAAAGAGACAUUUCCUCCAGAGAGAUCAACGCGCUGCUGGAUUACCACAACCGAGUCCGCUCACAGGUCUUCCCCCCGGCAGCUAACAUGGAGUUCAUGCUCUGGGAUGAGGAGCUCGCUAAGUCCGCAGACUCCUGGGCCUCAAGAUGCGUUUGGGAUCACGGUCCGUCACAAGCCAUAAGAUACAUGGGCCAAAACCUGUCCAUCACCUCAGGAAGGUACCAGUCCAUCACUGAUCUGGUACGGUCCUGGUACGAGGAGAGGCAUCACUUCUCCUACCCGAACAGAUGCAGUGGAGCAGUUUGCUCUCACUACACCCAGAUGGUUUGGGCGAGCACCAACAAAGUGGGAUGCGCCGUCAGGAAGUGCUCCAACGUGAACGUGUAUGGAAACACGUGGAAGGAGACGACGCUGCUGGUCUGCAACUACUCUGUAAAGGGAAACUGGGUGGGGGAAGCUCCCUAUAAGAGCGGGAAGCCUUGUUCUGUCUGUCCGUCCAGCUAUGGCGGCUCCUGCUGGAGAAACCAGUGCUCCCCAAAAACAAAACCCAGAAGGCUUACAAGACUUUAACACAACACACUGUUCUUAAUGUGUUUAAAUGAAGAAAAAAAAGAGUGAUAAUCCAAGAGAAGUGAAGUUUGAACCAAUAUGAAGUGUGCAUAAAAUGAUGCAGCUCUGUAGUUACCACUAUGUUCAAAGUGAAUCUUUAUUACUGAUGUUUUUAAAUCAAUAAGAAUGUUUCCAGUGCUGUUGCUCACUAACUAAAGGGCCUUUUAUUGGGAGAUAAAGUUGCCCUUAUAUUUUUUAUAGACACCCUUAGGGAUUGUUUGCACUGUUCUUGAUAAAUGUGGGUGACUUUUUACAUGCAUUAACCCCUCGCCCGAAAAAAGCACUUUUGUUGUACAUAUUAUAUUAACCAUGACCUUCUGACCUGUAUAUUUUUCUGUAUUCAGUGUGAAAAUCUGUCCAGUCAUUGCUGCAGUGAAUGUGUUUAAUUAACGGUUUUCUGUUUGCCUGGCUGAAAAGUAAUUAAGUUAUAAAUAAAUGAAGGUCUUGUUUUGUAUAUGCCUAUAAAUAAUCCGUAGUUCAC